Molecule: messenger RNA, 2379 nt
Organism: Talpa occidentalis (Iberian mole)
Lineage: Eukaryota; Metazoa; Chordata; Mammalia; Eulipotyphla; Talpidae
Gene: TSBP1
Product: testis expressed basic protein 1
Source: RefSeq, a predicted model, not a curated record
CCACACUAAUGUAGUCUGCUUAGGUCUGAUCAGCCUGAGCCACACAAUUGUUCUGUGACUUUCUGAAUCCUUAUUUCUGGGGGCCUUCUUCACAUUCAGGUUUAUACUGCUCAGAAACAGUGUGCUUGUGGUGUUCAUUUUAUCCUGACCACCCUCUGCCAAAGAAAUCCAGAUGACAUGGAACCCACUGAAGACAAUACAUGAACAAUGGCUGUCUUGGAAAUAACUCUGGCAGUCAUCCUGACUCUUCUGGGAUUUGCCAUUCUGGCUAUUUUGCUAACGAGGUGGACACGUCGCAAGCACAAUGAAAUUGAUGUAUCAAGAUACAAUUCAGAACAAAGUGCUGGUCUUCUGGACUAUGAAGAUGGUAGAGAUUUUUCCUCUCGGAGAUCUACAAGAGGAAGAGGAUUUCGACAUUCAUAUUCAACAGAAAGUGAGGCAUCCAGAGAAUAUUAUACACCAUCAGCCAACUCCUCAGCGCUGUCUCAAUCAACUACUGGUGAUGCAAAGGACUUAAAAGCAACUCCAGAACCUUUCUCUGGCACUGCAGGACCCAUAACUGGAGCUAUUGGACCUAUAAUGCAAUUCUCAGCACCUAUCCCUGGAGCCACAGGACCUAUAAAGCUCUCUCAAAAAACCAUUGUGCAAACUCCAGGACCUAUUGUGCAAUAUACUGGACCCAGUAGUAAUGAAACCUCAGAAGUGACCACUGCAGGAUCCUCUGUGGAGUCAACUCAUCAACCAAUCACAAGACCAACUCCACAUGCCCUCACUGCUCCACCUUCAAUGCCUGGUGGUCUGCCCCUGGCACCCAUAAUGAUUUCACAGAGAACAUCAACCAGACCCGAGAAAUCUACCAUAAGACAACAAAAGCAAACACAUGCAGCAGUACCUCUCAUUGCUCCAGUGCCUAUUGCAAUUGGUCCAGUAGCAGCUGUGGACAGUACUGGGAAAAUCACACUAUCUCCUGUGGUUAUAUUUCCAGGUUACAUGAAUGGAGAAUUUGCAAAAAAAUCUGAUUCCAGAGCCCAGAUUCAAAAAAGUGGAAGCAUUAAAAAAUCUCAAAGUAGCCAAGAAGAAAACAAGGCAAAACUACAGAAGGGCAUUGUUUUCAUGGAUCCUGAUGAAUCCUUGACAUCAGCAAGCAAAACAGAGUCAAAAGGCAAAGCAAAAGGGACCGAGUUGGAGAAAAGCAAGAUAGGAAUGAAGGUCAAAGUAAAGGAGAGCGAUGCCAAGAUGCUCAAAAGACAAGAGGCACAAAUAAAAGAGAGUGACAUGAGAACACCAAAAGGACAGGAAUUUCAAGAAAAGGAACAUGAGGCUGGAAUGCCAAAAGAACAGGAGAUCCAAGUAAAGAAGAAUGAGGCUGGAAUACUAAAAGGAGAGAAGGCCCAAGUAAAGAAAAGUGAAACAGGAUCACCAAAAGGACAGGGGACCCAAAGAGAAGAGAGAAAGGCUGGAAUAUCAGAAGGACAAGAGGCCCUAGGAAAACAGAGUGAGGCUGGGAUACCAGAAGGACAGGAGACCCUUGGGAAGGACAGUGAGGCUGGGAUACAAGAAGGAGAGGAGACCCUUGGGAAGGAGAGUGAGGCAGGGAUACCAGAAGGAGAGGAUACCCUUGGGAAGGAGAGUCAGGCUGUGGGGAAGGAGGAGGCAGGGAUACCAGAAGGAGAGGAUACCCUUGGGAAGGAGAGUCAGGCUGCGAUACCAGAAGGACAGAAGGCCCUUGGGAAGGAGAGUGAGGCUGGGAUACCCAAAAGAAAGUAGUCCCAAGAAAAGAAGGUCAGUUCUGCGGAUAAUAGAAAGCAGGACAAAGAAAGGGAAAAUGCAGGGGAAAAUAAAGAAGAAAAAAAUACUAAAAACAAGAGAAGUGGUGAAGAAAAGGACAAAGUCAAAGGAAAGAAAAAAAUCAGAAGUCAAGGAUAAAAAGCAGACAGGCCAGUAAAAAGCAAAAGUUAGUAAAGGAAAGAAGAACAGAUGACAGAAGAGUAAGAAUAAAUACAAGGAAGGCCAUACGACAGCUGAUUAUAAAGACCCCAUCCUUCAGACCUAAGUCAUACCCUAGUCAUUGCCUAAUGGAUCCUAUUUACCUAAUUCCUUAAUGUAUCUGCUGACUUUCUGCUUGUUGGAAUUUUCAUCGUUUUUAGACUUCUCAGCACAGAUCUUAGCUUCUGAUUUUUUGUUUUAUAAGUUGAUAAUUACUUAGUCAUGAAAGACUGGACACUUUCUGAAAGAAAACAUUUUGAUUAAAGAAAUAUAUGAUAACUUCCUUUGAUAAGUAUUAAAACUCUGAUAACCUGACCAAUUAACCAUCUAAUAACUCUUCAUAGUGAGUCUAAUAUUUACAUGGUGCUGUUCUAGCAAUAAAAGAUACACAGA